This is a messenger RNA of Cydia pomonella (codling moth), 6682 nucleotides long. Its product is annotated as rho guanine nucleotide exchange factor 10. The transcript is spliced from 13 exons. Gene Ontology annotation, molecular function: protein binding; guanyl-nucleotide exchange factor activity. The coding region runs from base 192 to 3905 and encodes 1237 amino acids. Lineage: Eukaryota; Metazoa; Arthropoda; Insecta; Lepidoptera; Tortricidae. The record is from RefSeq and is a predicted model, not a curated record. Gene Ontology annotation, biological process: actin cytoskeleton organization; positive regulation of stress fiber assembly.
AAUCAUUGUGGUGGCAACACGUUUUUCUUUAAACGCGCUUGCCGAUUUCAAACUAAAUGCUAGUUUCGAAAUUGACGCGAAUCGUCGGUAAUGUUAAGAUGUUUUACAUAAACUUCCUUAUUUCUACAGUGAUCUUUAACCUUACAGUGAACAACAGAGGUUAUGUAAUGUGUACUUAAUACAGUGGAGUGAUGAAUACGUUGUGGUGUAGUGUACACAAGAAUGAUACGAUGAAGCGAACAAAAAAGAGUGAUAAACUUAGUAAAAUUAAACACAAAUUGAUAAAGAAACAUAAAAUAAAUGAACACCGCUCGGCGGGCGGCAGCUGGGAGGAGCCAGUAAGCGCGGUGCGCAACGCGCCGCUCCGGCGCUCGCAGCGGCUCAACUCCACCCUGGACUCCAGGAGCAGCGGUCAGCUACGCAACACCCUCAGUCGGGCCCGCGAGCUAUGCGAGCGCUGGCGCAGCGGGGGCGCCACGCCCGCGCCCCCCGCGCCGCCGCCAGAGGACGAGGGCGGGGGGCGCUUGGCACGCUGGUUCAGCGUCAGGAGAGGCUCGACACACCAGUAUGACAUGCACACACAUGAGAGCGACAAGAUGCCGAAGCUCCCUGAGCUUGAAGAGGACCUCUUCUCAUGCGGCGGUGAGGUGCGCGGCGGGCGUGUGGCGCCACCCUCGCUCGCGCCGCCGCCGGACGCGCUGACGGCCGUGCAGCUGCGGCGACGGCACGUCGUCGCCGCCAUUAUACACAGCGAGAACUCGUACGUCGCGACGCUGCAGCGGCUCGUCAAUGACUACAAGAAGCCCUUAGAAGAAAGUAGCCCUGCAAUCCUGAAUGCGUCGAAGAUCCAGACACUAUUCCACCGACUGCCCGACAUACUGCAGUGCCACCUACACUUCCGUACAGCACUCGCGGACUGCGCGCGGACGUGGGACCGCGAUGAAAAAAUAGGCGAGGUCUUCCUAAACGCGUUUUCCAAAGCCGUGGUGCUAGACGUGUACUCCGACUUCAUCAACAAUUUCUCCGUGGCCAUGGAGCUGGCCAAGAUGGAGUCGAAGCGCAAGAGCGCGCUGGCGGACUUCUUCAAGGUCAAGCAGAUCAGCGCGCACGACCGGCUCUCGUUCUUCGGGCUCAUGGUCAAACCGGUGCAGCGGUUCCCGCAGUUCAUCAUGUUUCUACAGGAUUUAUUAAAACACACGCCUCCAGGACACGCUGACCGCGUUGCUCUACAGAGGGCCUUAACUAGACUAGAAGCACUAGCUGACGCACUUAAUGAAAGGAAAAGGGAAGCGGAAAGGACCCAGGCGUUCCGCGCUGCAUUACGGCGGUUAACGCGCGGCGGCGUGACGGGCGCAGGCGGCGCGGGCGGCGCGGCGCGCUUCGGGGCCGCGCGGCUGCUCGCCUCCCGCGCUGACAAGCGACAUCUGCUGCGGCAGGAUGAUUUGACGCAGUUGGAAUUCAACCAAUCAGGCGCCCUAUCAAAAUGCAAGCCGCGCCGCCUUCUCCUGCUCAACGACCUCGUCGUCUGCGUGUCCGUGUGCAACAGCGGCGACGACGCGGAGCGCCUCGGGCUCAAGUGGGCGCACCCCGUGCAGGACGUGGACGUGCUCGACACCGGCACCUCGCCCACGCUCAGCCGGGUGCUGGCUCAAGGGAUGAAUCGAAGCGGCAGUCUCCGCUCCAACUCGAGCAAUACGUCGCCGGCUACGGGCGACUCUCUCUGCAACGAGAUGUCGACGUUGAUGCACGACUACGAGACGGUGUCGCGCAUGGCCGACCUCGCCGCCUCACUCAAGACGCCGUACCACGAGCUCGCGCCGGAAAUGUUCAGAGCGUUGUUACAGAACAUACAGCAGAGUAUACAGAAAAAAGACGACGAAAUGGCGUGGGUGGACUCGUGCUGCUUGCAGCUGACGAUCCGGGGCCGCGAGGAGCCCGUGACGUUCCGCGCGCAGGAGCCGGGCGCGCGCCUGGCCUGGGCCACGGAGCUGCGCCUGGCGCAGCUGGCGCAGGCCGCGGCCAACUCGCCCGCCUGGCGCCUGCCCGCGCCGCAGCACCCGCCCGCCCACAAGAUGCCGCUCUUCGUGGCCGCCACGCCGGUGCACUCUUCCAAGUAUCUCACGGAGGUCCGCUGCGGCUGCUUCUACACGUCGUCGUCGUCCCCCCGCGGCGCGCCCAUGCGGCGGGCGCGCUCGCUGCUGUGGGUGUGCGCGGCCGGCUCCGCGCCCGACAGCCACGUGGCCGUGCUCACGCACCGCGCCGCCAAGCUCAAGACGCUCGUCACGCUGCAGCUGCUCGACACCAAGGUGACCUCGAUGGAAUACGCCAAAGGGAUCCGUCAAGUGACCACGCUGUGCGGUGACACAGUGUGGCUCGGCACUGACGACAAGAAAAUCAUAGUCUUCUCCGGCGUCGAGCCCGAGAAACAGGAGAAGCUGGCCGAAGUCAACACCAUCGCGCCGGUCACGCACAUUAAAUACCACUGCGAUGCGAUGUUCGUGGGACUCGCGAACGGGCGAGUAUCAGUCUACCGAAGGAACCAUGACGACUCGUGGGCCCUUCAGGAACCGUUAGCUAUAGAACUAGGCGACAAGCCUGUGCAUUGCGUACUGCCGGUAGAUGGGAUAAUUUACGCUUCGUGCGGAAGAAGAGUCUUCGCUAUAAACGCGCUAACUGCUGAAAUAUUACGCAUAUUAGAACUUAAAGGUGACAGCGACCGAUCUGUAAGGUACUUAGCGCAUUCUGGCGUCGGACUUUGGGCCUCAUGCACGGAUUCCACAUACGUGAGUCUUUACCAUGCUGAAACAUUCGAGCAUCUGCAGAAUAUUGAUAUCGCCGCUGAUGUGGCCAAGACGAUCGGCGCCAGGGAGGGAAGCAAACCCGCUUACGUCUCCGCUUUGCUCGCUGUGCAAGGACUUCUUUGGGUCGGUACGACCGCCGGUGUUAGCGUCACUGUGCCUCUGCCCAAGCUUGAAGGUUUGCCACUUAUCGGCGGACACAUCGGAGUGUCAUACCACGCACACGCCGGUCCCGUCAGCUUCCUGCUUCCUUUACUACCGGAGACGAAAGAAGUGGACGUCAACGUCGUCCGACGGAAUUUAUCCAACGCCCGCGCCUACCAAGCCACCCUCUCCGACAACAACGUCCUCCACGAAUACAAAGAGGAGACGUCUAAAGAGGACGGCGAAAAACCCAAGCUGGAGAGACGAAUAUCGGAGGAGCUGAGCCCGUACCGUCCUCAACGCGUGCAAUCGGCCGUCGUGCGCCGCAAGAAGCCCGGGGACGUCCGCCUCAGCAAAACUCUUCCUAAAUGUGCUAACCUGAACGCCUGCGACGUGUACGGUCUGUACGGUGAUCUCAUGUUCGUGAAAGACUGCGCCGGGGAGAGCGACGUCAGUGGGUCCGGGGGCGAGGCGCUCCGGCGGAGCGACCCCGAGCUGGCGGCCAUUCCGUUCCGCGUCAGCACCCUCGACAGGCGGCUCCGCAUGCGAGCCGGCCGGCCGAGAAGUCUCGACCUGUCCAGCUGGUCGGUCGACUCCCGGGCGUCGAGCCUCUGCACGUCGUCGGGCAGCGAGGAGUCCAUGGCCCUGCGCGGCGUGUCGCGGACGAGCUCGGGCGCGUCCGGGGCGGCGGGCCUGGCGCCCGUGGCCGUGUCCACGCCGGACUCGAGCGCGUCCGACAGGUCGGCGGGCACGUGCGCCGCCAGCAAGCCGGCGGGGCGCAGCCUGCGCGGGGCCGACUACGUGGUGGGCGAGAGCGCGGCGCGGCGCUCGGUGGUGACGGUGGUGGGCGGGCGCGGCUACGUGGACUGGCGGCAGACGGCCGACGCGGCGGAGCGGCCCUCGCCCGCCGCCGACCCCAACCCCAAGGACGCCCACCUCAUCCUGUGGGAGAUGCGCUUGUGACGAGAACGCACACCCGUCCGUCUCACUCUAUUGACUCGCGUCGAUUUCAAACCGAUAUGCUCGCACCCAAAAAUUAGAGUAGCGAUCGCCGGAUGACUCUUUCGGAUAACUUCGCAUCUCGGUUUGACAUCGCGUAUCAAAAUAUUUUGUGUCAUAUUUGAGAUAAUCGUGCUAUUGUAAAUACGUGAAUGCUUAUAGAUUUACAGCUAUUCUUGUAGCGUAUACAUUAAAAUAAAUAAACUUAUGACUUUGUAUACAAAGAAAAAAACCUAUGUAAAGUUCGAUCCCGCUAACUAUGCAACAAUACGUUCGAAUCUAUGUUUAGCUCGACCGAGAAGCUGUACUUCAUAUGAUAGUUAUAUUAGUUAAUGUUUGACUGCAUGCUUUGAGUGUAAUAAGCGCUAAACUAAGAUUUAACGUAAAGUAGAAUAUAGGAAAGGGGAGGGAUACGUUACACAUAGAGUGAAUGAUUGUGAUAAGCUUUAAAUUAUUUUUCUAUACUCGGACAGCUAGAAGCCGGUUAGCCCGAAGUUUACAUUGGUUUAUCGUAUCAUAUUUAUGCACUGGUGCAUUAUUUUUGUGAUGUUUUUUAUUCAAAUGUUAUAUGAAAUUAAUUGUGGAUGAUAAUAUAUUGAAGUAACGCACACAUAACAAUCCUCUAAUAACCCAUUGAAUACUUGCAAUUUACGCAAAAAAGCAUUCUCAAUACCUUACAAAACCUAAAAUUUAUUUGUAAUUCUUCUAUUUGAUAUAAUUAUUUAAUCUAAUCCUAAUCCUGUGGAAUGUCCUCUAUUAUGGAUCCUGGAACAUGAAUUCAGCAAUUUCAAUGAAACUAACCUCGAAUCCGAAUCGAAUAUAUCUAUUCGCAUAAAACGACAAUGUGAUUUAAUUUCACGUAAUUAUAACGAUCCGCCAUAUUAACAUAGGUUAGAUUUCGUUGUAAAAUUGUAGUUAUAUUACUCCGGGUUACGAAUACGUAAGUUUUAAAAAAUCCGAUAAAUUGUUUGAAAUUGUAAACUAUUGAACCUAGUGGCCUUAUGAAUUUCCAGUGUGGUGAUUGUAGCAUUCGUUCAAGCUUUAUUGUUGGACAUAUGUUUAAUGUCGCUUUAAGAAUUAGACUGAUUUAGCUUAAGCGUUAAAGUAUACUUUAGUUAAAUUUUAGUGAUUAAGGCGAACGCACGACAAUCGAACGAAUAUUUCACUGUUAAAUGUCUAUUUAGUGCCGUUUUAUUUGUUUGUUUCAUGUCCUCUCAAAAUUUGUUUGUAGUUAAAACAAAAUAUAGUAAAACGUUACAAAUCUGUAAUCAACAAUGUUACACCUUUAUCUGUUAAACAUAAUAUUUGGAGCAUAUUCCGAGCCAGUACAAUUUGCUAGGUCACUUUACUUAAAUGUGCCUGACUUUUUGUAAUAACUUUUGGGCAUUUAAGCCUAAAGCGGAGUUUAAUAACGUUUUGUACGAAAGUUGAUUUAUCAUGUUGGUUAUUGUUAGUCGCUAGUUAGUUGUUAGCGGUCAGUACCUACACCUAAAUACCUGAGCUGUUACUCCGUUUUACUACGAGUAACUCAAGCUAACCAGUAGCCUUACCACGACUGCCUUAUCAGUGUCAAACUGACAUAUUCACUGACGACGGCGUAACUUACUUUCUAUAGGGACCGUGCGCGUUGGAGGGUCUGCCAUCUUGUGGCCUGAAUCGGAACCAUAUACAUGUACAUUUACACGUCACGUGUUUUCUUGUGCAUAGUAGGUUCUGCCAUCUUUUGGGCUACAUCGGAACAAUAAACAUCACAUUUACGCCUCGCGCCAAAAAUCUGACAGCUCCUGUGCUGCCUCCUACAGUUCAUGCACGCUCCCUAUAAAUCUCGCUUACACUGGUAUGCGAGCGAGCGAGAUGCAUAGAAAGUAAGUUACGCCCACGCUAUCGAAUAUGUCAAUGUCAGACUGGACAAGUUCGAUUUCUGAUCGUAUCGUGAUCACAGUUAUAUUGGUUCGUUUGAGAGUACUUGUAAGUAAGGGGUCUGCGAAAACGGCUCUUGCGAGCUAAGGGCACAGAGGACGGGAACAGUGUAGGCUUUAGACAACCACGCUGAAAGCUGCAGCGUUAGCUUAGCAAGGCCAUCAGAGGCUUGUAACGUACCACUAUUACUUAUAUAGGAGCGGGCAAGGUGCUCAAAAUAUAUUAACAUUUCCUCUUAAUGACUUGACAAUAGAGGCGUGUUCAGAUAUAUGUGAGUGAUCUGGCUGCUCAUAUAUAUGGUAGAGCGAUGUUACUCCUGUGGGCACCGUCGAUCAAUUCCGUCCUCUGUACUAAGGGUACAGUCAAAUCCAAAGAAUGAAUCAGGCAUUAUAUUAGACGCCGAACGAUUUCCCCCACGCCCAUACCCCUCUCCGAAGUAUUCAAUGUGCCAAAUUGUAAAAUAUCUGAUUUAGGUACUUAUUACAAAACUUGUACAGAAAUAAAUUUAAUUACAUUAAUGUAAAUAAAAUAAUUUCUCAGCUCACGUAAUCUUUGUUUUGCAUAUUUGAUUUGAUAAAAAAAAACUUGCAGAUCUUUACGUGAGGUUUGAAUCGAAUAAUAUUUACAUAUUAAGUUAAUAUUUAUGUAAACAGGAUCAUGAAACCGAUAUAUCAGGAAUAUUUUAUUGUUAUCCCAAAAAGAAACCUAUUAAGUUUAUUUUGAAUUGAAGCGAAAAUAUUUUUAUUUAUGCAACAAAAUGUCACAACAUAUAAUUAUGUACUUCGUGUAAAUAAAUAUUAAGUUUUAUAUACACACUGUAA